GAAAAUUAUUCGACUUUAUUCUUUUCGAGUUCAUUAGUCUAUGCGAUCUCAUCGAGCGAUCAUGUUGCUGCCGAUGUUCCUCGUCUGGAUCCUGGCAUCCGCGAAUGCUGAAUUGUUUACUAAUAUAACAGAUAAAAUACCGAAACUGAAUCCAUCAGAACGGAUACCACGUAUCCCGGACCUGUUCCUACCUGUGAAGUUCCCUGAGGAUGCACUACUUACCACGAUGGAACUGAUAAGCAAAUACGGAUACGACGGUGAGCUGCAUAGAGUGACCACUUCCGACGGAUAUAUUUUGGAACUACAUCGGAUAAAAGGACGAGCUAAUUCUACCGAUUCAAACGUGCAAAAACCUAUUGCAUUUGUGAUGCACGGCAUUUUUUGCGACUCGUCGAGUUGGGCUAUUUCCGGCCGUGAGAAAAGUUUAGCGUUUAUUCUGGCGGAUGAGGGAUUCGACGUGUGGCUCGGUAACGCGCGUGGUAAUCCAUAUGCUAAUACUCAUGUGUCUGAGAAAAUCUCGAUGAAAGAAUACUGGAACUUCAGCUGGACCGAAAUCGGCACGCGUGAUCUUCCAGCGAUGAUAGAUCGUAUUGUGGAGACGACUGGCCGCAAAAAAAUGUUCUAUCUGGCGCACAGUCAGGGUACCACCGCCUUCUUCGUUAUGGCGACGGAACGACCACAGUAUCAGGAAUAUAUUGAGGAAAUGUACGCUAUGGCUCCGAUCGCUUACUGCGGCAGGAUGAAGAGUCCCCUUUUUCAGCUGCUGGCACAAUUCGUCGAUAGCAUCGACUUAUUCUUCAAUUUAAUCGGCAUGUACAAAUUCAAUCCUACCAACGAUUUCGUAACAGCAGUUGAACAAUUAGUGUGCGCGGAGGACGCUAUCACUCAACCAAUAUGUUCGAAUUCACUGUUCCUGACGACUGGAUUCGACAUUGAACAAUUUGAUCCGGCUCUUCUACCGGUAAUCUUAGGGCAUGUUCCUGUUGAUACAGCCACGAUGCAACUCGCCCACUAUGGGCAACUCAUCAAGUCUGGAAGGCUAAUCUCACCGGGGGAAUUUAGACAAUACGAUCACGGAACAUUUGGAGAUGAAGAUUUAUACGGCACAUUUACUCCACCGAGCUACGAUUUGAGCAAGAUCAAAGUACCGAUCUACUUGUACUACAGUGAAAACGAUUGGUUGGCAAAUGUCAAGGAUGUGGAAAAGUUGUAUAGCGAACUGGGCAAUCCCGCCGGUAAAAUCUUAAUAGCGGAUAAGAAAUUUAAUCACGUGGACUACGUGUGGGCUAAGGAUGUGAAGACGCUCGUGUACGAUCAGAUAAUCAGUCAAAUGAAGAAGUCCUCAGUAUAUAUACGCUGCACAUUCGGGAAGAAAAUCGCGCACAAUACAGUUCGAGCCGAUCUCCUGCAGCAACGAUCUCGUCGCGCGACAUCAACGAUGCCGAUUCUUUUGCUCUUGAUCCUGGCAUCCGCCAGCGCGAUGCCGUAUUCCUCGAUGGACCAGUUGCCGGAUGUCCCGUCGAUAGACAAGAUACCGAUGAUCAAGGAAUUCGAAGAUCCGGAAUUUCUGAUAGCCACACAGGCAGAUACGUCGCUUAGCAUUUUGCAAUUAGUGAGCAAGUUCGGUUACCAUGGGGAGCUGCACGAGGUGCUCACUUCGGACGGUUAUAUCUUGGAAAUGCAUCGGAUAACAGGGCGUACUAAUUAUUUCAAUAAUUCGCAAGUGCAAAAACCCGUGGCAUUCGUGAUGCACGGCCUUCUGUGUAGUUCGGCUUGUUGGGUCGUUCCUGGGCCGCAGAAAAGCUUAGCAUUGAUUCUGGCGGACGCGGGUUACGAUGUGUGGCUCGGUAAUACACGUGGCAAUGUAUAUGGACGCAAGCACCUGCUCCCGGAUAUUCGGAGAGAACUUUUCUGGGAUUUCAGUUGGCACGAAAUCGGGAUGUACGACUUGCCAGCGAUGAUAGACUACAUUUUGAAGAUAACUGGCCGCCAAAAAAUAUUCUAUCUAGGGCAUAGCCAAGGUACGACCUCCUUUUUCGUGAUGUCGUCGGAACGGCCGGAAUAUCAGGAUAAGAUACAGGCGAUGUUCGCGUUGGCACCAGUCGCUUAUUGCGCCAGGAUGGAUAAUCCCAUUAUGCAAUUUAUAUCAAGGUUCAGUGGUCCUUUAGAGGAACUGAUGAAACUAAUCGGCAUGUAUGAUUUCGAGCCUACUAGCGAAGCCCUCAAAAUAUUCGCAAGAAUCGUAUGCGCGGAGGACGCUAUCACGCAACCCUUGUGCUCAAAUAUACUUUUCUUGUUCGGCGGAUUCAACAAAGACCAGUUAAAUACCACUCUUCUACCAUUAAUCCUGGAACACGUUCCAGCUGGCUCAUCAACAAAACAGUUUAUGCAUUAUGCACAACUUGUUAAGACCGGGUUUUUGAUUACACGGGGGAAAUUCAGACAAUACGACUACUCAUGGGCCGGGAAUUUGAUUAGAUACGGUACGUUCAGUCCUCCGGAAUAUAAUUUGAGAAAGAUCAAAGUGCCAGUUUCAUUACAUUACAGCACCAAUGAUUGGUUGGCGAAUGUCAAAGACGUCGACGAAUUAUACAAGGAACUUGGCAAUCCGAUUGGAAAAUUCCGCGUGCCGCUUGAGAAAUUUAGUCAUCUCGAUUUCAUGUGGGCUAAAGACGCCAAAGAUCUGUUGUUUGACAAGAUAUUAAGUCUGAUGACGAAUUUCCAAGAUUAAUCUACUAAAGUUCAUCGAACUUUUAAAACUUUUUGUAGAGACAAAAAAUUGUACGAAAAGUCAAUUCUAUUUAUCGGAGAAAUUUUAAGAUAAUUAUCUUUGAAUCAAUACUUGCGUUUGACACAACUAUUAUCAAUCUAUUAAAAAGAACUUUAUUUAAUCACGAAUUUCGUGGUAAUCCUCGAAAUAUUGUUUGUGCUCUAAUAAAAUAAGAAAUUCGUAAUAACGGACUUAAGAAUGAAUGGGAUAUUAAUAAUUUUUCCACUCGCACUGCACUGGAAAAAUUUCUUUAAAUUAGUGAUAUAAUUAACAUUGUAAUUUAUUAUAAAUCUAUAGAUUCAACUAUAGACAUAGUGGUUAUAAUAAAUAAGUAAAAUAAGUC
This is a messenger RNA of Temnothorax curvispinosus, 3113 nucleotides long. RefSeq lists its product as uncharacterized. The coding region runs from base 41 to 2731 and encodes 896 amino acids. NCBI's taxonomy places the organism in Eukaryota, Metazoa, Arthropoda, Insecta, Hymenoptera, Formicidae. Gene Ontology annotation, biological process: lipid metabolic process. The transcript is spliced from 16 exons. The record is from RefSeq and is a predicted model, not a curated record.